Alnus glutinosa is the source of this 1708-nucleotide messenger RNA. RefSeq names its product UPF0481 protein At3g47200-like. The transcript has a single exon. Bases 99 to 1586 code for a protein of 495 amino acids. The record is from RefSeq and is a predicted model, not a curated record. Lineage: Eukaryota; Viridiplantae; Streptophyta; Magnoliopsida; Fagales; Betulaceae.
AGUCCUGUGUUUCCCGUGCUAAAGUUUCCAAGUACUAGGACGACAGCCUUAUCACCAGAUUUAAUUGCCUUGUUGCGUGCAAACUUGCUACGACUGGAAUGGAGCCUCAGCAUAUAGUUUCCAUUGAUGAGAUCGAGUUUCACUCAAGGAAGAUUGUCAAUAUAGAAGCCGGAGAAGGAAGCAGCAGCCACGACCAGCCUGCCACUACCAGGGAGAAAAGAAUUAAAACGUUGAUGGACGCAGAAGCCGAAAUGAAAGCGGUGCAAGAGGCAAAAAUACAAAAGGUUAUAUUCUUGCUGCGAGAUCACAAGCAUUUCGUUAAGUACUUUGAGCCAAGAGUGGCAUCACUCGGUCCUAUCCAUCACGGCAAGCCAAAGUACGAGCUAGGAGAGAAGUACAAGCGUAUAUUGGCGUAUAAGUUCAUCCAAGGUUGCUGCGGCGCCUACGAUGAAAAUAAUUUUUAUGAGCACAUAAAUUGUUUAUACGAGAAGAUUAAGAAGGAAAUCAAGGAUCUGAGGGAAUGCUUCGAGGAGAAGGUGACGACGGAGUAUGAUGAUGAGUCCCUUGCCUGGAUUUUGUUCGUGGACGGCUGCGCAAUACUACAGUACAUAUUCUGGGCUGCAAAUGACAAGUUCAAAGACUUUCAUAUAAAAAUCGACAGUGCAGCCUUUGCUCAACAGGAUUUGUUCUUGCUGGAGAACCAAGUUCCCUAUCGUCUCCUCAAGUCAUUGAUGAGCUCGAGCGGGAAGGAAAACGAGUUGAGAAGAUCGAUUGAUAAUUUCAUUCGAAACGUUACUUAUCAGCAAACGGAGUCGCAAGAAAAGGUUAACGAAGAAAGAGAGCCCACCCAUCUUCUUGACCUUCUGAGAACAAAACUCUUGGGUCCUCUUACGCAAUCCUCCAUACCCAUAGGUCCCAAACCAUCCUCUAGAAAGAUGUGUAGAAAGAAAAAAGAUCAGGACCAAGAUUGGCAAUUGUAUCGCAACGUGCAGGAGCUUAAAGCAGCAGGAAUCCAAUUGAAAUGUGGUGAUAGUCAUUGCUUGAAAAACAUAAGUUUCGGAAGACGAUCUGGUAGUUCGUACACCAGAUACCUUUGGCUUCCUCCAAUUACAGUGGAUGACUCAACAGGCCCCAAGUUCAUGAACUUGAUAGCUUACGAAUGGUGUCCGGAUUUCGAGAAUGACUGCGGCAUCACCUCUUAUGUAUCCUUCCUAGAUUCACUCAUCAAUGAACCCGGCGACGUCAAAGAUCUGAAGAAGGCACACGUCCUCCGCAACGUCCUCGGCAAGGAUCAAGAAGUGGCUGAGCUCUUCAAUGAGAUAGGCACCGACUUGGUGCCUAACCCCGAAACUUAUAAGGAUGUCAAGAUCCAGAUUCAGGCCUACUGCAAAAACAACAUAUCUUAUAUUCUUUUUAAGUUGAAGACCUGGAUAGCUGAGGUCAUUCGCGUCCAUUUCAGCAGCCCUUGGGCAAUCGUGGGUUUGCUUGCCGCAUCAUCAGCACUUGUUCUAACCGCCAUCCAGACUUGGUACACAGUCUACUCUCCCCCUGGCCCUUGCGAUGAUUUUUGCCUGCAUAGACCCUAACACGAAUUUCAUAUGAGAUCACAAAAGGUACUGAAAACCUGUUUGCCUUUUAUCUUUCCGGCCAAGUGCAUGCAUCCACCAUAUUGUAUGAAUCUCAUUUUGUUGUCUCCAAAUAAUUAAAC